AACUUUUCGUGAAAUGACAGAAUCGUUCUCUUAUAAUUAUACUAAGCAAGUGAAUACAGUAAUUAAAAACAAAGGUCGAGCAUUCUAACUAGAUUGUUCACUGUGUCGAGCUAGCUGCUUGGCUAGCCUUGCCCGAGAAUAAACCAAAUAGCUGACUGGCUAGCUAGAUAGCAUUUAGCUGCGCUAUAUCAGUCCGAGUCCUAGAUUUAGUUUUGGUAUGAUAGCAAUCUGAAAAAAUGUAACCUGACCGACCGAUGCAUAGCAAAACGCAAACACGUUUCUGUACGGGUAGCUAGUAAACUUGGCUUUCCAGUUAAGGUUGUUUGUGUAAUGGCAGCUCAUGUUUUAGCCAGCAACCAAACUAUAGCACUAGCUACUGUAGGCAGUGAAUGCGUUCAGCUAAUCUAAUUUUGGUCGGUAGCAACCCACUGCUAACUUCUUUUGAAGCAAUGUGAAUAGUUAGCUAUCUCAGAUAGCCUUAGCUCUGACUCCUGGUGGAUAAUGUUAAUGCCGUUGCUGGUAGGCUACUUUAUCGUGGGAGGUGUGAUGGGAAAAUCCACUUUUAUGGAAACGCUGUGAAUUUACGAACAAUAAGCGCAUAACGCAACUAUGAUCUAUCAAUGGUGUAAUGUUAGCUAGCUAGCUGUGUUGACUGGCUUUCUAUGGGUAGCUGGAUUGUCGCUAACUAGAUUAGCAAGUGAGGUUGCUGGCAAACUUGAUUGGCAUUCCUCUAAUUAGCACACCCUAGUCUGGUAGUCUUUUAGUUCAAUUGUCAGUGUGUGGAACUGUUAUUAAUUGCUAGCUCGCUAACGUUAGGAAUGAAGUCUUGGAUAACCAUGAUUUUUGUGCUAAUUUCAGUCGUGACGUCAGUGCUUUUGUUCCAGUCAUUCGCACGAGCAUUCGAACGCUCAACCUAAUUGGUAAUCAGAAUAAAAAUACCGAGCUACGUAGUAAUGUUAUGGUCAAUUUCUAAAUUCUCAUUUUCGUAAGAGUCUUUGGAGCUGAAAUCUAACCCCUAAGUGUACUUUAGUGUUUUCAAUUGCAAUUUGGCUUCCUAAAACCACAGUUCUGAAGACCAGAAAUGAACGCAAUUUAAUUAACUCGUUUACUUCUAUGAUCCAUAAAGCAGGAUACGUGUUUUCGCUGGGGUCGUUUUAUGUCUUCAUGUAUCGGCAGGAGUUGGACGCUCAUUUAUUUGGUCGACACGUGAUUUGAUGUCUCUCUUUGCUGCUAGACUAUAGAUUUCCUGGACUAUGGUUCUUUUUGUUGAUAAUAAUAAUGAUGCUGAUUAUGGUACUAAUAAUAAUAGUCCUCAUCCACGCCAAAUUUGCCGAAAGGCUGUUACCAUGACAGGACAGUGUAACAAUUAAUACUCUACCCAUCCCCAAAAAUAGAAAAGAGAAUUCAGUCUCGCGGAAGACGUUUCUUUGACGUGCGUGAAUUUAUCCCAAGGUUAGUUCAGUCAAAAACGGGCAAGAGAACAGUCUUUUAUCUGUCAAGUGUAAUGCGAAGGCAGAAAAUUAACAGUUCUGACAACAUAAUGGAUGCCUCUGGAUGUGGUGUCGUCUUUAACGCUUUAAAAAACAGAAAUUAGGCAGGUGUUAAUUGGGCGAAAGGUAGUGUUGCGCAAUAGCUGACUUGUGGUAAAGGGAGGCAGGGGUCUCUUAAAAUGUUACAUUGGGGGAGGGGUGGUCAUCAGAAUCGAUUCUGCUGCUGGAUAAUUAUUAAACUCAGUGAUGCAAGACCAGCGCCUCUUUAAUAUGGUUAUAUGACGUAUACAGAUCGCCGGUAAUAAUUUUAAUCAAUUCUGGUAGUGAAACGUGUUAUUCAGUGACCUACAAUACUGUAGAUUCAGAAACAUUUGAUGUGAGAUUAGAUACAUUGCCGCAGGGAAGACGGAGAGAUGAGGGUUGGCAUUACUGUUCAGCAGAUGAUAAAUUAGUUUUCUCGGUUGGAACGAAAAAAACGCAGAGGGUUCAGAGGCAACAGACUUAUUUUUUGUGUGUUAGUUUGCCAAGUCUUACCUACUUCCUGUUUGGGCUGUGACGCAGUUUAGUCCAACCAUUGCGGGUGGUUCUCUGAAGUUGUUCAAUGUGUCUGGUGUAAAAGAAGUUGCGAAACGGGCCACGAGUUCAGGGUGCAAAUAUUUUUCACUAGAUGAGUGUUGGCAUCAGCUCAGUUUUUCUGUGGCCAAAGGACGUUUUGCAGUUAGUGUAAUGAAGUAUAAUGCUUUUUUUGUUGUUGCAAGUAGCUCUUGUAAAAAUGGGAAACUUUAAACUGGAAAUGCGAGACGCAAGUGAUGGCUUGGUUCCAGUAAUUCACGAUAAGCCUUGGUACAAGAUGUACUAUACUUUUAGUCGGAUGUUUUGCUAUUGUGUGUUUCAAUAAAGCCGGGGAACACUAGCCGUUAGAUAGGACAAGAUAGUGAUUUGGCUUAACCCACGCCGCCACUAUGCAGAACAGGGGACGCGGAUCAUAUUUUUGCUGGUUGUUCAGACAGAGCAGUUGAUAGAUAUGUAAGAUGGGGCAUUUCAUGUUUAUGAUAAAUAGGAUUGUUCAUAAAAAUCUUGGUCAACGCCAGGGUGUUUUCAUUUAAGAAGAUUUUUUGGGGAUAUAAGCCCCAACGCAUUCUUGAUUAAGAUUUUCGGUGAAACGACAAACGCACUACAGGUGUACCCGCUACCGGCAUUGCGUAACGUGAGCUUGGGCAAUUGGAUGUUUUUUCAUGAAUAGAACACAAGGUUAACCGAGUGGCACAGAGCAGCACGGAGGCUACGUUGUUGCUCAGCUAAGACGUAGGUGCUGUUCUCAGCUGCGUUUGGGGUGACUCAACAAGGUAUUUGGACAUGAACAGAAAUGAAGGAUUAUAUUGCCCCCAUACAGAAGGUCACGUGUGUACUGUUUGGUGGGCAGAAAAGGUAGACCCCGAAAUUCAGCUUUGGUUUUUUUUUUUCUUUGUCCCCAGUCACACUGUAUAGGCCAGUGGUGUCAAACUCGUUGCCAUGGAGGGCCGUGUGUAUGCAGGUUUUCAUUCCAGCCUCAGAUCUUGAUUAUAUAAUUAGUUAAAUUAUUUGCUGAAUUAGGGAUGCAGGUUUGUGCACAAUGGUGACCCGACGUCUAUGGUGACCCGCAUUGUCUAAAUAAAAAUUUUCUUAUAUUCUGUGCUUCAAUGCAGUUAAACGCAUAUGGCUGAAUGAGUAAUUGGACUCAAUUAAGGCAGCAUUAAUUGGUUGGAAUGAAAACCUGCAUACACACGGCCCUCCAUGGCAACGAGUUUGACACCACUGGUAUAGGCCAUAUUGGGAAGGCAAGCACAUAGGGAAUUGCAUUUUAUAUGUAUAUAUGUGUGUGUAUAUAUAUAUAUAUAUAUAUAUAUAUAUAUAUACAUAUAUAUAUAUUAGUUUGAGCUCAAGGAAGGACAAUCUGAGGCUAUUACCUUCAUCCAUUUCACAAUACAAAAUUCGAAUUUUAUUUUCCACAAAUAAAAACUUUGCUGCAUAUUGGUCACUAUUACAAGCAAAAGAAAAAACUAUUUUCCAAACCCAACAGCAGAAUUUAAAUCUCAUUAAUCCGGUAGAUUGUCGAGCCUCAACUCCAGAGAAUGUCGCACAUUACGUGAAUCUUUUUCCCAUGCAAGGGGCACUGCUGCCUUUACUGAAGCUGGGGUUUGCUCCCAAAAAAAAAACGAUGAAAAGGGAGAACAGAACCUGUUACCCUGCAUGGCUGUCAAAUAUGCCUCAUAUUUUACAUGUGUCAUAAAUCUCAUUGCGGUUCGUGCACUCGAGCCCACGCCCCCCCGGGCACUGUGAAUCAGCACAAGAGCUGCGCGUCUUUUCGUUAUCUCCCUCUCGCCCGAUGCGUUGUGAUUGGGUGCGAGCAGCCCCGACAGGCCGGAUUACAGAUAACGAGGGGCCUACAUGGCUGACCGGGGGGUGGGGGGUGGGGGGUGGGGGGGGGGGUCAGCGUCCUUCAGUCUCGUCUUCCUUUGAAACACGUCCCUGUUCUGUGAGAGGCGUGGAGCCGCUCUCGGUUAAAUGGCGGAUUAGUCUCAUCCGGGAUUCGUGUCCGUCUUGACUCGUUUUAACGGGAUGUGCUUGUGUGGGGGGUUCAUGCCAAAGGUUCAGUGCGGAGGCCUGUGGGGCAGAUAAAUGGCACCAUUGAUAUGAAUCAGAGGCAAAGGCUGAUUCCUUCCGGUUCCUUCUGUAAGAGUAUGAGUAAUGAGCUUCUAACUGCUGCAACCCAGACAUAUUCUGUUACAGGUUUUUUUUUCCCCCUUUUUUUUUAUUUAUUUUUUUUUAAAUAAGUGGCAUGCAUUGUUAAGGCCAGAUUUGUCUAACCUGCAUGACCACAUUUGGCUUAAACAAAAAAAGAAGAAAAAAAAACACAGACUUGCUUUUUCAUAUCUCGUAAAGUCUUUGUGGUUUCAUGGUUUUUUUUUUUUUUUUUUGAAACGUUUCGUUUGGAAUUUUCCAGAAGCGCCGUUAGUGCUAUUCAUUGUGGUCGGCUAUAGUGUUACUGGCUGACUGAGCCAAAAUGGUUCCUUGGCUCAACAUGUUCUGCAUUAUAAAUUAGGCCUUUCUGGUUCGCCCAGUUUUUGUUGGUUACUGUGCCAUUCUGCAGACACCAUUCAAAGGCUGGAGCUGUGCAAUAAAUUGAAUCAGUUCAGGUGGUACCACGAGCAAACAUGAGUCUGAAUGUUGGUAUGUACCUGAGCGUGUGAAGUCUUGCAACCCUCACGAAGAAGAAUCUGGAAAUGAACCAUGCAUGAUAUCUUGGCCAAAACAUGCAAAAAAUAAUUCAAAUAAACCCUGGUGUUGUGCUGAAUAUUCAUGGAAUAAGUUCACUGGCGUCAAAUCGGAAUAACUCUGCAGCCAAAUGCACGUUAAGACUUGGACUUGUGCAACACUGGCAAUUUGUGUAACUAGUUGUGGCUAAUAAUUUGCCAAACAGUUACCUAUAGGGUCUUCAUUUUCUUGACGGUUCCAUAAACCACAGAAUAUCUAUCAUAGCAUAUCAUCUCAGGAUGCGCUACAAGGAAAGUAUUCAGCAGUAUUCAGCAAUGUGGAUAAUACUUGUGUAAAUCUGCUGACAAACUGUUUUGGCUCCCUUCACAGUUUCUGUCCCAUCUCUGCAAGAAUUGCACACUUUUAAAUUGUGUAUAUUUAGCACAACAUAACAGGGGGGAGUGAAUAUCGGAACUGAGGCCAAAUUUACUGCAUUUGAUGAAACUAGUUUUAAACUUUAGUGACGUGCUAUUUUAAACUAAUAUUUCACGUAAGGUUGUUGUUUUUAUUUAUUUUUUAUUUUGGUUUGGAUUUGUUCCUGCUUUGAGUCCUUUUCCUUGAAGUGCUCAGUGAGGAACAAAAUAAUAAUACUAAUAAAACCUUUCCAGGAAUAUUGUUUGGCCAACUUCUGCAUAGGUGCAUUGAUGGUGGCCUUUCUGAGGGAUGCCCAAACCUGUUCAUGUCUAGAAGAUGUCUAGAAACGGGGUUGGGCAGCUUUGGGCUGUACGGUUGCCUAAACUUUAGAAUAGCGCUGAUGUAAAACGUAUGUGGCUCUUAACGGAGUGAACUUGCUGAGUCUUUCGUUUUUUUCCAUAGGGCAGGGCCGCCCAACCCCCGUUCCUGGAGACCUGCCAUCCUGUAGGUUUUUCACUUCAACCCUAAUUUGGCACGACUGACUACUAAUUAGCAGCUCGGCAAGUUCGCUAGCUGUUGAGUGAGUUGUGCUUUCUUAUUGUCGGAAUGAAAACCUACAGGACGGUGGAUCUUGUCGAGGAAAACCUCCUCUUACGUUCGGUGGGUGAGUCGGCGAUGUAAGAAGAAAGACUAGAAACUAUGAUUUCUUCUAAUAAUCUUUUAUUGUACGUAGGCCUACGGGAGGUCUCCAGUACCAUAAAGACACACAGAGAGCUCCCAGAAUUACAUUUUACAUCUUUUUUUAUACAAUCAACUUUCUUCCUACCAUGACGUAUCUUCCCUCUAAAACAACCAAUCCCAGCCUAGGUCACCAGCUAGUUUAACAAUAACUAUUAUAUAAUCUUCAGUUUCAAUAAAUGACAGAUAUUUCACCACACACUUACAACGGGAUGUGUGUGCGUGAUUCGAUUUGAAUAACAAGUAUUUGCUCUCAUGAACAAUUGUUUAAUCUUCCGGUUCCAAAGUACAUGCACUUUAAAUGCAUUCAAUACAUGCUGUGAUCCAAAUAAAAUAUUUAACUCGCAUUCAAACACACCAACGUGUUCUAACAGAAUAUGUCUAUAUUAUUACUGUUGCCGUCAUUAAUUUUUAUUUUCAUUCAUUUAUUUUAAUAGAAUAUAAUCUAUACAGUAACUAGAUAUAGCAAAACAGCUCUUUCUGGGUCGGUGUGUCCUUUCUUUUCUCUUGCAACUCAAAGGUCUUCUGGACACAAGACUGUUUCCCAACAUAAUUUACUUUAAAAAUUCCAAUAAGUAAAUGUUCACAAUUUUCCUCCUGCAGUUGGGGUCCAAAGAUUCUCUAGAUCGUAUGCAUCAGUGUACAAAGAGGCCACAGCCUUUCCUUAGUUACAAAUUCUUAGACAUAACACAGAACACCUGCUGUUCUUCAUCGAUCUUCACAUAAUCACAUACAUUUAACUAUAUUCUUGAUCAAUGCAAUCUUUAAUAAGCAGAAAUUUAAAAUGAUACAUAAACAUUAAAAGCAUAUAGGGGACGCAUACUUCCACGAUCUCCAGGAACAAGGAUGGGCAGCCCUAACGUAGGUCGACUUUAAUCGUAUUUUUGGGCGAUAUCGAUUAUGGAAGGGACUCUGUCCCAUGUUUGAGAUGUGCUAUUUUAUGCGGUGUGAGCAGGUCUUACUUGUUGGGCAGUGAGGGGGGCGGUCAUGGGUGCAGUGCGGAUGAAUUAGGUUUGUUUCUAUUUGCGGUUAGAGUCGGCGCAUGUGCUCGCCUUCUAAAAAUAGCCCGCCCAGCUGUUAGCCGUGUUGUGCGGUCACGGCGCGUAUGGAACAUGCACAGCAAGACAAACAAAAAAAGUGAUUGUGUUGCACGGGGAGGUGCGUUUGUUACCGUUCAUAUUUCAGCGGGUAGGCUACAGUUUGUGGUCUGAGAGAAAAAAAGAAAUUCUCUACCAUUUUAGAUUGUGUCACGGGUUUGUGUCUCGUCUCCUCCCCCUGGAUGUCUAUUUCAUAGCUCUUUUUAGCUCUUCUAACAUACAUUGAAGCUGAUCGUAUGCCGUAGUAUGUGUCAUACAGUGGUGGAUACUGUUUUAUGACCUUACACUUUAGGCUAUGCUUUUGGGGUAGACGUUCAUCAGUUUUAAACCCCGGUUUUGAAAUGCUAGCCUUACAACUUGGCGUAGAAACAAGGAUGUUUUGAUGCCAGUCGUGAAUUAUGAUAGUGUAAGCAUCCUCACAUCCACUCAGGAGACCCCAUUUUCCUAUCAGUCAUGUGGAUGUUUUGCAUGAAUGUUGUGCGGUUGGAACCACAAGUGGAAGAAGAUAGAAGGGCUUUUAGAUGACAUGCAGGGAAAGGAACGCAUCUGUGCACGUGAUCCGUAGAACCGGGCUGUUUGGAAUGACUAUAGUACACAUGGGGUUUGUGGUAUUACUGCUUGAUUGCAGCAGUCUAGUAUAAUGGGUAAGGAGCUGGUCUUGUAACAUUGAGCAGGGUACUUAACCUGCAUUGCUUCAGUAUAUGUCCAGCUGUGUAAAUGGAUGCAAUGUAAAUGCUAUGUAAACGUUGCGUAAGUCGCUCUGGAUAAGGGCGUCUGCUAAACGCCUGUAAUGUAAGCUUUAUACGCACGCACGCACACACACCCACACACACUUUACAACUAGCACUGCUAAUAUGGCGGCUAUGGAAAUAAGAUGGUGUUCCAUGCUGAGAUGUUGUAAACCCUGUGAAUUUAUGGUGUGCCUGUUCUUUUACUCUGUGUGAUAAAAGUAACACUUUGCAUCGCUGGCCAACCUCUUUAUCUUUAAAACAUCAUAAUCUGUGUACAUUUUCAGCUAGUUGCCUUGUCUAUCACCAGUUAUUAAUUUAAUUUACGAGUGUAAAGUACCCAGUAAGUAUCGCAGUCUCAGAUGUCUUUACUAGCCAACCACUUCAGUUGCUUGAAUCUAGCUAACAAGCAGCUAUAAUAAGACUCCUGAAUCGCUCUAAAAAAUGCAGCUUUCCACUUGCUCGUUCCUGAUAUAAAUAAAAACAUUACGAUAUAAGAAAUAAAAAAACAAGGGACCCUGCCAAGAAUUCUAAAUGCUCACCAAGGGCCACCUAAGAAAGGAGCAAUUAGCAUACAUUUCCCAGCAUGCACAUCUGUGUCCCCCAUUGUGGUACAGAUACAAAAACCUUGCAAGAGGAAUCACCCAGUGACUGAUAUUCAAGAUGACAUCACAAUCUUCAGCAUAGGGGUUUUAAAUGGGCUAAGAGGGUCCCACACCUGUCACUGCGUCACCUUUAUAAGUCUCAAGGUAGGAGCUAGUCUGUGGGGAUAAGUGUCCUUAGACCCUUACAGUGAAGUCCUUAAAAUGGGCGAAGGUCCACUAUAAUAGUGCAAGAGAGGCUGAAGCUGCCUGAAGUGUAUUUAGAAGUGCUUGGUUGUGUUUAUUUGUAGAAGUAAAGACGAGUAGGAGCACAGUGCACUGUUGAGCCGCCUAGCUCUGUGCUAAUUUGCAUGUUCCUGAACUCUGCAAAUGUAUGAUCGUAUUUAUGAUAUUAUUGCUUUUGGAACCUGCAGAAAGUGAACCGUGCCCUACUUUGCAUGAUGCUCUUUCAUCACUUCGUACUGUAUUUGUUAAAGUGGCAAAAUCGCUGAAUGUUCACAUGCUCGCUCUACAGUGGAUUUUACCGGCGGCCUGAAUAUCUGCAGACUUGUACUGCCGAGUGUGAAAAUAGGAGCUGUGCCUUUAAAUAAGUUUUUCUAGGAUGUGCGGAUCGCCCCGGUUUAUGCUGGGGGAGGGAAAUGGCUGAUCGUAAAGGUGGUUUUCAUUGGUCAGGGUGUCUGUCUUCAGGUCUGUGACAUCACACGGAGGAGAGGCUUCACUGGGAUAAAAUAACAUCUCCUUUUAUGGAACGUGCUGGCCUGUUCCAUUUUGCUAGAGAGGUUUACGAGACGUGCACUCUGAAGAAGAAAAAAACUGCUCCCAUUUGAAAGUUUCGUUGUACUCUUAAGAAUUUAAAAUGGGCAGUUUCCUCGCGUGUAAAACAUAAAUGUUGAACCCAACGCUAGAAAUGCGCAUCUAUUCUAUUUGAAGCAUUGCAGUUUAGCUCCUGUGAAACUAGGUGGUUUGCAGCUUACUGCAGAAAAGAACAUGCUCAAGUCUCAAGUUUAGAAAUCUCAAGGGCAUAUCUCAGUCUCCCCUCUGUAAGGCGUUUCAUAUAAUGCAUAUCUGGCUAAACAGCUCCUCACUCCUCAUUUACGUGCCACCUCUGUUUGGCCUAUUGUCCCUUGUCAUAACACCCCCCUGGUGUUCGUAUAAAAUGGUCUUUCCCGUGAACGUGCUGUACCCACCCCUCCCUAAGUCAGAGUUAUCCUUACGAUAAAAAAAAAAAUAAUGUUGGUUCUCGAUUAGACUGGAUCUGAAGUAGAUAAAGAAAUUGCCUGGAGAACGGCAUUCACCGGUGAAAGGAAAAAAACAAAAACAAAGCAAAACCGGGACAGGAGAUUAUGAAAAUACGACUUCAGGGUAAAUUGGAGUUGAACUGAAUAUCUCGCCAAUGUUUCACUGGUUUCAACCAUGGCCUCUCAGACAGGCAACAUGAACCGUGAGGACCGGAAUGUGCUCCGUAUGAAAGAAAGAGAAAGGCGAAAUCAAGAGGUCCACCCGGGAGGAGCGGCCUUUCCAGCCAACUCCCCCCUCUUUCCCGAACCUUAUAAAGUUUCCAGUAAGGAAGACAAGCUUUCUAGCCGUAUUCAGAGCAUGCUGGGUAACUACGACGAGAUGGAGAAAGAGCUGAUCAGCGAAACCACUCUACCCAAACUCGGCGUCGUCUCCAAGGCCCCCGGCUCCUCGUCCUCGGAGGACAAGUCGGGACAGUCCCUGUUCGGGGACCAGCAGCGAGGUAGCGGCGGCGGCGGCAGCGGCCAGAGCAGUAAAUGGACUCCCGUCGGCCCGGCCGCCGGCAGCUCCUCCCAGUCUCAGAAGCGUUCGUCGGGCCUGCAGGGUGGCCACGGCGGCAGCCAGCGGUCCAGCGCCGGCAGCGGCAGUGGCGGCCAGCGGCACGAGCGGGACUACGGCGGCAGCAGUAAGAAGUCGAGCAAGCAUGGCUCGGACCACUCCAAGUCGUCCUCGCACUCCUCCAGCCCCGCCAAGGGCUCGCUGAGCGCGGGGCACUCACGGGCACACGCGGCGGCGGCGGCCGCCGGCGAGCACCACGGCAAGGAGCGCUACCGCAAGUCGCCGCACGAGCGGGAGGCCAGCUGGGACUCGCCGUCGCGCGUGCACACCUCGUCCUUCCCCGGCGGCGGCGGCGGCGGGGGGGGCGGGGGGCAGCACUCCGGCCAGGCCUUCCCGCCCUCGCUCAUGUCCAAGCCCAGCUCCAUGCUGCAGAAGCCCACCGCCUACGUGCGCCCCAUGGACGGCCAGGAGACCGUCGAGCCCCGCACCUCGUCCGACGGCUACGGCGGCCAGUCCCACGGCGGCCCGGGCGGCGCCGGCGGCGUCGGGGAGAUGAAGUCCAGCAGCAAGGCCUCCCUCGCCAAGCUCAAAAUCCCCUCACAGCCCCUAGAGGCGUCCAUGUCCGGCGAAGCCAACUGCGUGGAUGAAAUCUUAAAGGAAAUGACCCAGUCAUGGCCGCCUCCGCUGACUGCCAUUCACACUCCCUGCAAGACGGAACCGUCGAAGUUUCCCUUCCCCUCCAAGGACACCCAGCACCCGAGCUACCCGACGGGGGGACACAAGAGGUACGUUUCAUCGAAGACGUCCUCAAACAGCCACCAGCCCAAACCGUGCGAGGCCGAGCAAGCCAACAUGUUGGAAAAUGACCUGAAAAUCAGCAGCAGCGAGGACAGCGACGGGGAACCCGAUUCUGUGAAAAACCCCUCGAGAAACCCCUCGGCCAGCAACAACAGCAACAACAGCGAGGGGGCGGAGCACUCGCGGGAGGACUCGAGCAGCCACAGCGGCUCGGAGAGCAGCUCGGGCUCGGACAGCGAGAGCGAGAGCAGCUCCAGCGACAGUGAGGCCAACGAGCCGCCGCGCGCCGUGUCCCCUGAGGUGGGGUUUAAACCCGAGCCGCCGACGGCCAACAAGUGGCAGCUGGACAACUGGCUCCACAUCGUCAACAAGUUCUCCCCGGCCUCCCCGGUGGACAGCAGCAGCGCUCCCGCCAAGUACAAGAAGGACGGCUCGGGGAAGGGCUACGGCGGCCAGGGGGGGUCCAAAGAGUCGGGCUCGUCCGGGCCGGGGAGGGACCUGCGGGCCACCCAGAAGGGCUCGGAGAGCGGGCGGGGCCGACAGAAGUCCCCCGCCCAGAGCGAGGGGGGGGCCGCCCCGCGCAGGACGGUGGGCAAGAAGCAGCCCAAAAAGCCCGAGAAGCCCCCCGUGGUGGAGGAGCCCAAGGGGGGGCUGAAGGUGGAGAGCGAGCCCCCCCCGGAAAUCCCCCCGCACCAGCCCAAGGCCGCCACCAAGGGCUCCCGGAAACCCAGCAUCAAGAAGGAGCCCAAGUCGUCGCCCCGGCCCGCCGCGGACAAGCGCAAGGCCCCCAAGACGCCCAGCAAGAACCCGCAGAAGUCGCGCGAGUUCGUGGAGACGGACUCCUCGUCCUCGGGCUCGGAGGGCGGCGACAGCAUCCCGUCGUCCUCGCAGACGCCCAGGUACGCGGAGAGCAUCCGCACGCCCGUCUGCAUCUUCUCCCCCAUGGAGGAGAAGGGGCUGAUCUCGCCGCUCAGCGAGCCCGAGGAGCGCUUCCCCGCCCGCCAGCAGGUGCUGGUGGUGAAGAUCGACCUGCGGCUGCUGUCGCGCGUGCCGGGGCGCUCCUUCCGGGACCUGGACCCGCAGCCCAAGCCCGACCGGGACGGGCCCCUGGAGCGCGACGGGAAGGACUUCGGGGAGAAGCCGUCCGGCGAGAAGCUGUCCAAGGGCAAGAGGAAGCCCAAGAACGAAGACGAUGGUGUGAAGAGCGAGAGCAAGAAGCCGCGGCUGGAGGAGAAGGGCGCGUCGCACCACAAGUCCAGCAGCAAAGAGUCGUCGAAGCGCGGCUCGGAGAAGGAGAAGGAGCUGGCCCCCUCGCCGUCCAUGGCGGGCCUGCAGAAGGCGCCGAAGGCGGAGCACGAGCGGCGGAAGCGCACCGCCAGCCAAUCGUCGACCUCCAUCUCCUCGGGCAGCGCCGGCAGCAGCAAGGACGGCGCCAAGAGCGGCGGCGGCUCCUCCUCCAAGCACCGCAAGCAGGAGGACAAGCAGGGCCGCGGCACCAAAGACGGCAAGGAGAAGAGCUCGAAGAGCGCGGAUAACCACCCCCCAGCUCCGCUGCUGUCCUCGGAGUGCCUGAAGCUGCAGCGAUCGAAGCUGGCGUUUGAAGACAGUGCUUCAGCCAGGCUGUGGAGACGCCCCCGCAGGGUCCACUCGGCUGACUACUACCUACAGGAGGCCAAGAAGCUAAAGCACAACGCAGAUGCGCUGAUGGACAGGUUCGAGAAGGCGGUGUACUACCUGGACGCGGUGGUGUCCUUCAUCGAGUGCGGGAACGCCCUGGAGAGGAGUGCCCAGGAGGCCAAGUCCCCGUUCCCCAUGUACGCCGAGACCGUGGAGCUCAUCAAGUACACUAUGAAGCUAAAGAGCUACAUGGCUCCUGACGCUACGUCGGCCGAUAAAAGGCUGGCAGUGCUGUGUUUGCGGUGUCAGUCUCUGCUCUACCUGCGGCUCUUCAAACUGCGGAAGGAGAGCGCGCUCAAAUAUUCCAAAACCCUCACAGAACACUUGAAGAAUUCCUUAAGUAAUACACAAGCCCCUUCUCCAGGAAUGGGGAGUAAAACGGCGGGCAUGCCCUCCCCCGUCUCUCCCAAGCUGUCGCCCGGCAACGCAGGGAGCUACUCCUCCGGCACCUCCAACCCCAGCAGCGCCUCCUCCGUCACCAUCCCCCAGCGCAUACACCAGAUGGCGGCCAGCUACGUCCAGGUCACCUCCAACUUCCUGUACGCCACGGAGGUGUGGGACCAAGCCGAGCAGCUGGCCAGAGAGCAGAAAGACUUCUUCACGGAACUGGACAAGGUGAUGACUCCUCUCAUCUUCAACACCAGCAGCAUGACGGAACUGGUGCGCUACACGCGACAGGGGCUCCACUGGCUGCGGCUGGACGCUAAGCUCACUCCCUGAGAGCCCGCUGGCCUCCGCUCUCCAGAGUCCAGAGUCCGCCGUCCGCGUCCCCCCCCCCCCACCCCCCGCCCCGCGGAAGCUCGUCCGCCGCCGGCGUAUCCAUAACACUGUGUCCGUUUCACCGUCAGCUUGCCAAAAAACACUGAACAAAUGAAGAGGAACCUAACUACUAAAAACAACAGCCCUAUGAUGUUCGCAAGGUUUUGGGAGGGUGGGGUGGGGGGUGGGGUGCGAUCGGAUCGGGGUCACGGGGGGCAAGUCAGUAAUUACAGCAUUCUGCACUCCCCUCGGUCGGGUACUUUUGGGUCACGUUAAAAAAAAAGCCAUCUUUCUACUGGGUGUGAUACCAAUGCUUUAUUGUUUUUUUUAGUUUUUUUUCCCUUGUAGAAACACACUACGAAAGCGUCUUUGUUUUUGUAGGGUGUGAUGAAAUCCGUAUUUCUCUCUUAUUUUAUUAUUUUUUUUUUUGGCUUAUUUUAACCAAAGUACCUCUUUUUAACCAAAGGUGCUUUAAAGCUGAGAUCUGUCCUUUCUGUUUUUUAUAUAUCUAUUUUUUGUGCCUUGUAUUUGACAUACAGGAAAUGAACUAUCUGUUGAAGUACGAGGGCACCGCGUGCUCCUGCAAAAAAAAAAGAAACGCGUUCGCCGUGGGCCCAGCAGGGGGAGCCAGAGCUCAACGAUGUGACCGUUUGGGUUUGGGAAGGGAUCGGGUAGCACCACCUCGAAAGUACAGCGGACAGUUUGCUGGAAUUUUGGGGUUUUAGCUGCAACGGAUGGCUCUGGAAGCAGGUCUGCCUGAUUUAUGGAAUCCCCCCCCUCCCCACCCCCCUCCCCACCCCCCGGGACAGAUCUCAUCACAGAAACUGCCCAAACUUUUGUACCUCACUGGGACACUAAAAAAAAAAAAAAAACCUGGAGCCACGAACACCAAACUACUGUAUUUCUGCCUGUGAGCGAGUCUCCAUAUCGCCCCCUAGCAUCCGGAGGCCUCUACUGCGCUUUUCGUAUCCUCUCAAAUUGUACCGCGGCUCUCGGUCGACGUUUCUCCGCUCGUCCUGGAGUUGACCUCGCAAACGUGUCUUCAUCAGUAGUUUUCCGGCAUUAUGUUUUCUCUCUUUCUCUCUCUCUCUCUCUCUCUCCCCCCUUCUUUUCUCUUUCCCCCUCUUUCUUUCUCUCUGCUGUGGAAGUGUACACUAGAUGGAUAUUCCAUUGUGUAUUUCUCAUUUGGCAUUACAGGGUGUGGAAGGCUAACGUAAACCUUGUCCUCAAAAAAAAUAGUAUUUAAUAGUGUAGUCAGGCAGAGUUGCCCUCAGAAAAAAAUCCUUUCAUCAAGGGUAUAUAUGCACUCGCAUUUUAAGUCUAAGAUUUUAAUAUUUAAUGUAACAUACACGUGAUAAAUCACAUAUAUUUUAUAUCAUAUUUGGAAGCAACAGUAAUUUUAAUCCAUUUACAGAAUGCAUAACCCAAAAUAGAUUUUAUUUAUAUACUAGAGGACGGGGUUGUCAAAAUCAGUUUUGGAACUUCACGCGUUGAAGGCUUAAUAACAGGGUUGAAAUAAAUACUAUGAAAUGCAAAGUAUUUCUAUUGUAUAUGAAAAUGUCAUAUUUAAAUUUUAGAGAUGGGAUUAAGGGGUUUCCAAAGUAGCUUAGUAAAAAGUGAUUUUGUGUAUUCAAAAUUAUUUUGUUUGGGAUAAUGUGCUGUCAGAACAUCCAGUGACAUUCAGUUACAGGCAUUUAUGGAUUAUAUUUAUACUGCAGAUUUUAGAUUUAGCAGUUUGUGUUACUGGAGUAGUAAACUGCUUUGAAAUUAACCCUCUGUCGUAUCCUUUUUAUAGCUUCUCUCAGAUAGUUUAAUGUUUCAUUCAUGCACAAACGUGGACAGUAGAGAUGGGUAUUUCGUGAGAAUGGAGAACUGCUGUGUGCGUUAUGUUGGAAACGAACAGCGUUCAUGUUCUAGAGCUUAUUUCAUUGGCUCCCUGGUUGUCUUUUGGGGAUACUGUUAUUUCUUCUGACACUCAAGUGUUGAAGGACAAAAAAAAAAAACAAUCUAUGCAGCUUUAUUUAAACCAAACCUAUAAAAAAUGCUUCUAGUUCUGAAAUCAUUUGUAAACCUGGCUUCUUUUUUUAUAUUUGAAUACUGGGAGGUCAAAAAUGGCGUUUCCAUGGGAGAUUUUUUUGGCUUGAGCUGUUAAUGGAGGCUUGUUAACAUUUUUCGUGAAACACUUAAUGCAAUGUUAUGCUUCGUGUGCGCAAGCAGCCCCUGCAUUUGGGGGUGCAGUUCCCCAAUGGCUAUCAGAAGAGGCAGGUGAGCCAGUAUAUGCUGUUUGGGAGUGCCUUUUGAAAAAAAGGAAUCUUGGUUUAGAUAUGCCUACGUUUCUAGAGAUGCCCGCAUUUCUCACGAAAGAAAACAGAGAAUCUGGUUCCAUUCGAAAUGAAAAGGAACAACAAUGAGAUUUAAAGUUUUUAAAGUGAAUUUUAAAAUUUAAAGUGCUCGUGAACCUGUUUGGAUUGCCAGGUUUAAUUAAAUUGCAUCAAGCCUUUAUAAGGAAAUUCUUCAUGGAAUCCCCACUUUUGACGUGUUGUAAGUUGCUUUUAUGUUGUUCAUCCUCUUCAAAUUUUAAUUUAUUUAUACACUGGUGUAAUUUAAGUGCAAAUGUGAAUGUCUUGAUUGAGUAUCAAGAUGGACACAAGGACAUGGGAAAAUAUACAUUACUGUUGGGAUUUAUACAUUUUUUAUUUAUUUUACAGUCUCCUCCUUGAAAUAGAGCUUUUUGAUAUAUAUUGCCAUUUUGUUGGCUUUCAUUUCAGGGCUAUGAGCUUGUUUAUUGUCAGAUAUAAACUUUAUCAUAGUGCACAAAUCCAGGGUAAGAAUAACAUUUUAACAUCCCACGGAAAGACAUAACACUUGCAUGUUUUUUAUUUAAGUGCAACCAUGUAAAAAAUGUAAAUAAAUAUAUUUCUUUUAGGACCAAUUUUUAAAUGCAGUUCAACAUUUAUAUUAUGAAUAUCUUGUAAAUAACAGUUGAAUAUAUUAUAUACACACAAUUUCCUUUUUUUAAAGUUUUAUUUUAAGUCCCUCCCACCGAAGAUGUUGGAUUUAAACCUAUGUAUAAGAAAUGUUUGGGUAGGAUCACUUUGUUUUUACUGUAUUUUUAUUUGCCUUUCUUGCUUCAGUGUUGUCAUCAUAAUCAUCACUGACGUGCUUUGAUGAAGUAUAGAUGUUCUAUUUUAUAUAUGGUAUGGAGAGGAUUCUCUGGAAAUGGGUAUUGUUGAUCAAAUCAAGUGAAGCUGGAAAAUAAUUGUGUAUAUGGUUAUCCAUAAAUCCGAUUCAUACAACUUUAGUCCAUAACUCCAUGUUGAAAAAUUUCCAUGCUGUUUAAUGGGAACCCAAGGAUGCUUUAUGAAGAAAAUGAAAUUUGACGUCUAUCAUUUAAUACGUAGCUGAUCAGGGAUUGAACUAUAGUGUUUUCAUUGAGGGGGGGGGGGGGGGGGGGGUCAAGUAUUUUAAAAAUUGACCUUCGGGGGUCGUGGGUUUCGCAUACCAAACGCAACCAAGUCUGGGGGUCGAACAAGCCUGAUUUAGAAAAGCAUGUCCAACUGAACACUUACCCUGGGGUUUUUCUUGCAGUUCCAGCCUAGAUGCCUUUUCAAUCAAACAUUAAAAAACACUUUGAACGGGGCAAUGUUAUAUGUAUCCAACAGUUGUAGACGUUUGUAGGCUGUUCUCUUCUUACGAUAGUCUUAAGCGACCUCGGGGCUUCCAGUUGAAGAGUCGGAACUGGAUUAUUUUUUAACAUAAAAGUAUAAUUGUGGAGGAUUAACAAUGGUACUCGUUCAUCUUUCAAGUCAUUUUAUUUUCUUGGAAUAACAUGUAAAUGAAAUCCAUUCUUGUGAAGUGAGUAUUAACUUGUAAUUAAGGGGGUUUCUCAGUCUGUCCUGUAUAUUCUUUGUAUUUUGUUGUAUUGAGAAUAAAACAAACCGUUACGUUUC
This is a messenger RNA of Anguilla rostrata (American eel), 17281 nucleotides long. It is a transcript of the gene aff4, whose product is annotated as AF4/FMR2 family, member 4. The coding region runs from base 9717 to 13292 and encodes 1191 amino acids. Lineage: Eukaryota; Metazoa; Chordata; Actinopteri; Anguilliformes; Anguillidae. The record is from RefSeq and is a predicted model, not a curated record. Gene Ontology annotation, cellular component: super elongation complex; nucleus. The transcript has 21 exons. Gene Ontology annotation, biological process: regulation of gene expression.